ACAAGCACUGUGCUGGUUUCUUCGCUGUGAUGCUGAGCUGCUUGCUGGAUCUCAACACACCGUCCUGCGCUCUCCGGGUGAGGUGAGGGGAGUCUAGCCGAGCCGGAGAGAGACAGAGAGGGACUCCCCUGCGCCAGGCGCAGACGCGCUCUCCAAGAAAUGGCUCUCCGGCUGCUCCGGGAGCCGCAGGUGUCUCUCCUGCUGCUGUCACUGCUCCGUUUCUGGCUCUUCAUGUCCGCAGGAGCUCUGGAGGUGGUUGAAGACGCACCUGAACUCAGCUGCAGCCAGGGUCUGACCGGCUGCCACAUGAGCAAAGUCUCUCCGUUUCCUGUUGAUGAUCCCGAUGACACAGUAGACGUUACACAUUUGCAGCUUAAAGCCGUUCUGUGCUGCUCGGCCACACAAGACUGUGAACCAUGCCUGCAAACUAUCAUCACAGUCCAAGGUAGGAAUAUUACACAAGAGGUUUAUGAGUCUGGGGACAAUAGUGAUGAAGACGACAUAUUUGGCAUGACUGAAAUGGCAGCAGGAAGUGGGCAGCCUGAGCUAAGAGCUUCAAUAACGGUGUGUCGCAGCUCUCCAGGCUCCAGCGAGAUCUGCAAGACACUUGAGUUUAAACUGAACUCCUCCGGUUUAGACAAAACCACUUCUCAACAGCCCACACAUCAGCUGCUGUUGACAGAGAAAGUGCCGUUGGGCAGUGAGAUUGUGGUCCACAUCCCCCAACAUUCAAAGGGAACACACCACAUUCAAAAUAUCACAAUUCCAUCUUUAACAGAAGUUUGCUCCGUGAAGCCGGAACGCACUAUCAGGAAAUGUGAUGCUCCUAGACUCCGAGCUGUGACCGAUCCUGAGAGGAACGUGGUCGUCUUAAAACUGGAAGACGCUGAUGCCAGACAAGACGAACUCAUGUGUCAGAUGUUUUGGAAUGAAAUGCAUCGAGAAGUUCUUGCAUGGCCAAAAGGAGAGACAGAAAUAGUCAUUUCGUCAAACUGUAUCGCACCAUGCCUGUGCUUCCAGGUACGGUGGAAGGAAAAGGAGCUUAACAAUAAAUACUGCCCUUUCGAAAACCAACAAGAUGCACUCGAACGAAUGCAGCACAAUGUUUCUAUUGCUGUGGAGGAGUCUCGGAGGAGGGACGGUGGCCCAGGCCUGAGCUGGAACGUGACUGCCCCCUGCAGGCUGGAGGCAGAGGUGAGGCUUUGCAAGAAAGACCCGACAGGAGACCACUGUGAGGAAGUGACGGGCUCCAGACAGAGGCUGCACAAACCAGACUGGAGGGCAACAAACAGGGGACACUGGAAAGCAGGAGAGUUCAAUGUUUCGUCACAUCCUCUGCUUUGUGUUCAGAUAAAGAUAGAUGGGAUGGACUCAUACUUGAAGCCCUAUUGUCCAUUUUCAACAUCUCGAUGGAGAUGGAGCCUGCCGCUCCUGAUUGGGCUGCUGCUGGUGUGUUUGUCCAUACUCGGAGCCUAUUUCAUUCAAGGGGUCCUUAAAGGCUACAUGUGGAGAUGGUUGAAGGAAGAUGAUGUUAAAGGUGCUGUUGGUGGUGGUCAUGUGGUGUUGCUGUACCCACCUGAUGAUGACCAAGCUUUGCCGGAGCUGAUGAGCCACCUGGGCUCGUCCCUCCAAGCCCUGGGCUUCAGCGUUUCUCUGGACCUGUGGAGCCGGACCGAGCUCAGCGUACUGGGGCCCGUGCCCUGGCUCCACUCAAGACUAAACCGACUGCAAAAGCAGGGGGGCAAAGUGGUGUUGGUUCUAACCCAGGCCGCCUGGAUUAGGGCUGAGGAGUGGGGAGCUCGGAGCUGGGAGAGAAACACUCCCAGGGAGGAAGAGGAGGCGGGGAGAGGCUGCACUGCUUCUGCUCCCUGUGUCGAUGUUUUUACUGCUUCACUGAGCUGUAUCCUAGCAGACUAUUUACAGGGCCGCGCUGGUGAGCGCUUUAUGUUGGUGCAGUUUGAAUCGCUUCCACCUGAGCCUCCGGGUGGUUUUCGGCCGCUGCCAGAACUUUUCCGCGGCCUUCACCUCUACAGCCUCCCGUCCCAGAGCCUGGGGUUUCUGACGGAGCUGGCAGGAGCUCGGCAAAUGGCUACAGCAUCAGCCAGACGGAAACGAGCAGGGGGGCUUAGGAUGGCGUCCAGAGCUCUGGCACGACGGCUCUCAGGGUUCACAGCGGGGACGACUGUGUUACGCCUUGCAGGAGUGUCCCAGACUUGUGUUGGGGUAGGAGCUGAAGACUCUGGGGAGACAGUGCCCUUACAGCCCUGUCUCAUUACGCCUCCCUCAAGCCCUGACUCAAGCCCCAAGGUCAAUGAGAUGGAAUGGGUCUGACAGCAGGAGAGGGUGACACCACGUUCAGUAUAGCCAGUAUUGAGAUAAAGUGAUGGGAGAUGUUCAGAUAGAUCAAUAGCCGUUGGCAGCUUUUGUAUUUGCUGACACAAGCGUUUAGUGUGCAGCAUAAACAGUAGUUAUUUUUAAAAUAAAAGCUUGGUUGAUACAGCUUGAGCUCUUGCUGCUCAUGAGAGAUAAACACGGACAUUGAAACCUCACACUACUUCUAAACAGGGUACAAAAUUAGCGCCAUCCACUGGCCUAAUGCUGGUAAAACAUACGGUAACGCUUUAUAAUAAGGUCCUUAAUAACCAUUAAUUAACAAGUAAUAAGGCAUUGUUCUCGCUUGAGAUCCUGUAGUUGCAAAAAGCAUAGUUAACUUAUAAUAGAUGAGCAAUAAAGUAUAUUUUAAUAUCAAUAAGCAAACAAAAUAAGAUUAAUAAAGGCAUGGCAAAGACAUAAUGGGUGGGUCAUGGGUGUUUGUAAUGCCAUUAUUAACACUUAUAUAAGCUUAUAAACACACAAUAAUGUUAAUAAGCAUCUUGUAAGGACUUACAAGGGCCUUAUUACUUGUUAAUUAAUGGUUAUUACAAGGACCUUAAUAUAAAGCGUUACCAAACAUAUAAGUGGCUGGUAGAUUUGGUGGUAAAAAGGUAAGUGAUUGAAGGGCUCGUAAAAUAUAACCAUUCACUUGCCAUUUAACUGGUGGACAAAAAGGUUGAUUGUAUACUAAGCUUCUUAAAGUGAAUUCAAGCAAAAACACAUUAACUGAUACGCCGUUUGAUGACAGUGGUUAAUGAAGAAAACUACUGGAUUGUUUUAGUCUUGACAUCGUUUUUCAGCCUCAAACCAAGCCACUGUGUGUUUGACAUAUUUAGCCUACUGGUAUGACAUUUUGCAUUCAUGUGCAUUGCAUAUAAAAGUCCUGGCAUUUAUGUUUUUUCACAUGAAUAAGCUAUUUCCUUUCUUGUUGUACAUGAGUAUACUGAGUUGAUUUUUCCAGGCAGGGUGAGUCCGUUUUAUACUGUGUGUUUGUCUUACCGUUUAAAGUGAGAUUCAAUAAAUAAUCUGUGUGAAUCAUGAAGUCAUGUGCUCUUCUGGCUUCAAAAUAUUAUCCAUUCUUAUUCAUUACAAACAUGGCAUGUGUGUUUAUCUAUACACUUGUUUAACAUGCAUACAAAUGAAUGAUCCAUAAAAUCUUUAAUGUGUGGCACUAUACAGUAGCAGGAGGGAGUUGUUGUGGGAACCUUUUGGAACCAACAAUGACAUCUUAGUGUCGUCAGUUCAUGGAUUUUGGUAUGUAAAAAUGAUAUAAAAGUAUUAAAAAUGAUGAUUUUUAACAACAAUCUUAAAUUGUCUAGAAA
Centropristis striata (black sea bass) is the source of this 3695-nucleotide messenger RNA. Its product is annotated as interleukin-17 receptor C. Gene Ontology annotation, molecular function: interleukin-17 receptor activity. The transcript has 16 exons. Lineage: Eukaryota; Metazoa; Chordata; Actinopteri; Perciformes; Serranidae. The record is from RefSeq and is a predicted model, not a curated record. Bases 160 to 2331 code for a protein of 723 amino acids.